CUGCUUUUUGUAAGCAAGGCACGAAAUAAAUAUAUAUACCAACAACAACAACAACAACUACAAUAACUGAGGUGUAUUUGGCCCCUGGCGCGACAGGCAUAAAGCAAACAGAAACAGCCGCAGCAACAGCAAUAGACUCUGCCCGUGUUAGAUGCCAAAUGCUUCAACUGAACAGAGAUUGAUGCUGCCAGUCAACGCACAAACAAAACAACAACAGCAACAGCCAGGACAAACGACAACCGCCGUGCUACAUUCAAACAGCAAUUGAGAUAUUUCGAUUUCGCUUAAUGACGCUGAUUAAAACAUGAACGCACUAGAUAUGAAUAAACAAUUUCUGAGCGUUUCGCAGGAUCCGCACUCGAGCGAUGCCCAAAGGAACCGCACACGCUCGGAACGCGCCUCCAGCCUGGCUCUGCCGCUCAACUCGCUGUUGGACUUUUACGACAAGCAACAGGAGCAAUGCAAAUCGGUCACCCUGCUCCCCCUGCCCAGCAACAGCCACAGCCACAGCAACAGCCACAGCAGCAGCAGCAGCUCCAGCAGCAUUGUGCGUCGCCACUCGUCCCACUAUUAUCCCAUGCUCGAGGAUAAGCAGAAGCCAACCCAGCUACCCCAAGCAGCUGCCGAGUUUCUGGUAAACAUGCCGGAUCAGAAAUAUUGCAAGUCGGCUCCCAUGGCGGGCGCCAAGCAUCAGCAGCUGGUGCGUGUGGACACGCCCGUGACCCCGCCGCCGCCCAUACCACGUCGUCUGAUGCGCGCCGUUAAAUGCGCUUGGCAGCCCAGCCAGGAUGUCGGCCAGGAUACCGUCGCCGCCGCCGCAGCUGGAAAUGGCAGCGUGUUUGUUUAUCCGCAGCCAACAAACCAGAGCAUGGAGGCGACAGGCGCGACUGUGGGUGUCGGUGUGGGUGUGGCUGUUGGGCAAUCAGCGCUGCUUGUUGACUUGGCCGCACGUCCGACAUACGCGGAUGCCGAUGGAAUAUCGGAUGACGACCGCAUGAGCUUGGAGAAUUCCGUUUUUGAUGAGUCACUAACCUCGACACCUGUCAAGGUCGCCGGCUAUCAAAGCGGCCGCUAUGCCACGGGUCACAUGGCCAAGCGGGCGCAGCGCUCCUCCAGCAGCACCGUGGACUCGGCAUAUGGCUCGACGACGGGCGCACACAGCGAACGUUUCGCCUCGAGCUCGACCAGUGUGGAUUUUCGCAGUCGUUUCUCAUCGGUGGACACGCAAUCGUCGCUGGACGAAAAGCCGCUAUCCAUCUCGAUUGACUCGCCGCUGGCCAAGGACACGUGCCGCUUGGAGCGAGCCGCGCUCAACGACGUUAUGCACAAGCUGAACAACAAUCUGUACGCCAACAGCAACGGUAGCAGCAACAACAAUACAAACAACAACAACAACAGCAGCAACAAGCUGCCUACGGUGCCGGCACGCAAGUUGCCGCAGCUGCCGGGCAAGCUGCCGCCGCCGCCGCCCAGCCACAAGGGCAGCCACAACUCGUCGAGCGACUGUGGCAAGGAGAGCAGCAGCAGCGUCUCGGCCUCGGCAUCGACCUCAUCGGCCGGCAGCGGCUCGAGCACCAUAUCCAGCGCGACCAUGUCCUCCACGUCCGUUUCGCUGAGCGGCGGGGAUGCUGCCGCCGCUGGCAGCGCACCGCUGCCUCCUGCUGGCGGCGGUCAACCGAAACGUCCAGGGCCGCCGGAGCCGCCGUUGCGCAAUCUGAAUUCGUUCGAGUGCAUGGAGAAUGUGGCCAAGGUGCAUGCCCCGCCGCCGCUGACCGUGCGCAACAAGCUGAAUCGCAACAAGCCGCCGCCCAUUGUUUAUCCGAAGCUGCAGCAGCGCCAGGACUCGACGCUGUCCAGUGAUAGCUACUCCAUUAGCUCCAGUCCCGGCUAUAAUUCCAAGCUAAUGGAGACGCCGCUGCUGGCAUCGGCGCAGAGCGCACGCAAGAGCCAAGCUCCCAGCGUGUUGCAGCGUCAGCCUCUGAUGGAUUUGGCCCCAAUGCGCUUUGGCAGCGGCAAUCCGGCAGCGCCCAUGCGUGGCAAGAUGAAUUUUCGCCAGGACUCGACCAUAUCCAGCGAUAGCUUCAGCCAGACAUCCAGUCCGGGCUACAAUUCCAAGCUAAUGGAGGCGCCGCUGCUGCCCUCGCUGUCCGCCAAGCGGCUGUGCAGCGCCCCGGCGCCGAUUGUCUGUCGCCAGGGCGUACAGCAUGAGCCCAUCGAGGAGCUGGAGCCGCCGCAGACGCUCUCGCCGCUUAGCAAGUGCCCAAAUGCCACGCCCAGCAGUCUACAAACCAUCGUGCGCUUUCAGAACGGCGCACCGCACACCAUGUCCUUGCAGCAUCAGAUCAUCAAUCAGCGCAAGAGCUCGAAUCCGUACAUCACCAACGGGCGAUUGAAGUUCCGCCUGUUCCAGAUCCUGAUCAAUGCGUUCGCCUUGCUGGCCAUUGCCGGUGGCCUGGCUGCUUAUUUUAAUGCCUAUCCCACGAUCAAGUUCGUCAACAAGACGAUCAUCAAUACCAUCCAUGUGGAGGACACCUCGAGCUUUGGCAAGAAUCCGGCACCGGGCACCUGUCUGCCCAUCAUUGUCAAGUUCUGCCAGGGACCGCAGAUACCCUACAAUUACACCGUCUUUCCCAAUUACAUCGGCCACUUUGGCCAGCUGGAGACGCAAGUGGAUCUCGACUCUUACGAGGCACUCGUCGAUGUGCGCUGCUACGAGCUUGUCUCCCUCUUCCUUUGUACGCUCUUUGUGCCCAAGUGUGGACAAACUGGGGCUGCCGUGCCGCCCUGUAAGACGCUCUGCACGGAGACGAUGCGUCGCUGCGGCUUCUUCUUUGAUGUCUUUGGGCUGAGCCUGCCGGAGUAUUUGAACUGCAAGCUCUUCAAGGACUUUUCCAGCGCUGAGGAUUGUGUGGGCUUGGAUGAGGUGCGUGAAGUUAUGAUAUCCUCGGCGAAUCCCAAGUGCGAUGGCUUCCAGUGCGACACGAAUCGCUGCCUGCCCAAGGAGUAUGUGUGCGAUGGCCAUUUGGACUGCAUGGAUCAGGAGGAUGAGGGCAACUGUGCGCGCUGCCAGGAGGGCGAGAUCUACUGCGGCGACGAGCGUUGCAUUGGCACCGAGCACAUCUGCGAUGGCGUCAUCGAUUGCCCAUACGCGCAGGACGAGCGCAAUUGUUUGCGUCUUAGCGAACGCAAUGGCGAUGUGGGCUCUGGCGUCUUGGAGGUCUAUCGCAUCAACAAGCGCCAGUGGAUGCCCGCCUGUGUCAAGAAUUGGGAUCGCGCCGUCUCGCCGAGUGCUGUGUGCUCCAUCUUGGGCUAUUCGGCCGUGAAUGCCACAAGCGUGGUCACCCAACGCACACAUCGUCCGCUUCUGGCCUCGGUUAAUGUGUCCACCGAUAUUUGGAAGCUGUAUGCCAAGCGUCGGUCCACGCUGAUGCAGGAGUUCGCCAAUUGCAGGCAAACGGAAGAUUAUCCCAUAGCUGAGCUCACCUGCUCCAAUUUCGAGUGCGGCAAGGUUAAGCGUGGACGCCACAAGCCCUCGCGACGCAUUAUAGGCGGCUCCCAGGCUAAUCCCGGCAAUUGGCCUUUUCUGGCCGCAAUUCUAGGUGGACCCGAAAAGAUAUUCUACUGCGCCGGCGUCCUCAUAUCCGACCAGUGGGUACUCACGGCCUCCCACUGUGUGGGCAAUCAUACGGUCAUUGAUCUGGAGGACUGGACCAUACAGCUGGGCGUCACGCGUCGCAAUUCGUUUACCUAUACGGGUCAGAAGGUUAAGGUCAAGACAGUUAUACCGCAUCCACAAUACAAUAUGGCCAUAGCGCAUGACAAUGACAUAGCCCUGUUUCAGCUGGCCACCCGUGUGGCUUUCCAUGAGCAUCUGCUGCCCGUGUGCCUGCCGCCGCCUAACAUCAAGAGUCUGCGUCCCGAGCAGCUGUGCACGGUCAUCGGUUGGGGCAAGCGCGAGGAUAAGGAUCCCAAGUCCACCUACGAGUUUAUAGUCAACGAGGUGCAGGUGCCCAUCAUCACGCGCAAUCAAUGUGACGAAUGGUUGGACAAUCUCACCGUUUCCGAGGGCAUGGUCUGUGCCGGCUUCGACGAUGGCGGCAAGGAUGCCUGUCAGGGCGAUUCUGGUGGACCUUUAUUAUGUCCCUAUCCGGGCGAAAAGGAUCGUUGGUUUGUUGGCGGCAUCGUCUCCUGGGGCAUUAUGUGCGCACAUCCCAAGCUGCCAGGUGUCUAUGCGAAUGUUAUCAGGUAUGUGCCCUGGAUAAAUGAGCAAAUACAGAAGCAUUCGCGUCCUGCCAACGAAGAGCCCGUGCACAAAUACGACCUGCAUCCCGGCGGGCCGGAUAUACUAUCCAAAAUGUCGUCGGGUCCCGUGAGAAAGCGAAAGCCCUUCAACUAUCACAACGGCAAGCCCAAGGGCAUUGACUUCUACGACAGUGAGGAGCGUAAGUAAGCUACCCGCCCCAUGCCCGAUCCCCGUAAUUGUAGUUCUACAUAUGUAUACCUAGCUUAUAGAACAUGAACAUGAACAUUGACAUGAUAUUUGAAUACAGCAUAUCCUUGAAACGUUUGCACAAAGUACAAAACAAAAGCUGUUGUUGUACUCAACACACACACACAUACACACACACACGGACACACAGUAUAUACCAUAUAA
Messenger RNA from Drosophila novamexicana, 4654 nucleotides. RefSeq lists its product as uncharacterized. The record is from RefSeq and is a predicted model, not a curated record. Gene Ontology annotation, cellular component: membrane. The coding region runs from base 305 to 4450 and encodes 1381 amino acids. The transcript has 13 exons. Gene Ontology annotation, biological process: proteolysis. Lineage: Eukaryota; Metazoa; Arthropoda; Insecta; Diptera; Drosophilidae. Gene Ontology annotation, molecular function: serine-type endopeptidase activity; protein binding.